GCGCACUGUUUCCAUGCGUGGAGCCGCACAACAUCGGGAGAUUUCACAGGCGGACACUUUCAACCCGUCCUGCUGUCUACUGAAAGUUUAUUCUCGUGGAUGUGAACGCGAACGGUGAAAAGAGCGAAACUCUUUUGAAAAUAGCGUGUUGUAAAGGGCUUUAAAGUUUGAAAUACUGUGCCGGUGCACGAGAUCUUGGUUUUGACAUCCGUUAUUGAUUGUUUGGAUUAAUUGCGCAGACUGACCGUCUUUUUAAAACAAUUCCUAGACGUUUUGGAUAUAUUUAAAACUGAAACUCAAUGGAUUUGUUGACAGUGACAUGAAAAUGACGUUUUCCUUAAUGAAAUCUUUUUUUCUUCAAAACAGCUGAGCAUUCAGUGUCAGUUACUGUAUUAUGAAGCAUGAAUUGAAUUUCUGUUACAAACAAAACAAGACAAAUAUCAUCUGCAUGGCACUGGGUGUACUAAUCAUUAUAAGACUUUCUUGAGGUUAUCACAAUGGCCCACUGCAUAAAGAUCCUGAUUGUACUUUUCCAGCUUAUGAUUGCUGGAUCUUCUCUGGAGAUUGGAGCGUAUGAUUUGGAGCGCGGCCGUCCGUCAAAAUGUGAACCCAUCACCAUUCCCAUGUGCCAGGGAAUCGGCUACAACAUGACACGGAUGCCCAACUUCCUGAAUUAUGAAAGCCAAGAGGAAGCUAGCAUUAAACUGAAUGAAUUUGCUCCUCUGGUGAAGUACGGAUGUGAUGUCCACCUGCGAUUUUUCCUGUGCUCUCUGUAUGUGCCAAUGUGCGCCGAUCAAGUGUCCACCACUAUCCCAGCAUGCCGUCCUAUGUGUGAACAGGCCAGACAGAGGUGUUCACCCAUAAUGGAACAAUUCAGUUUCAGAUGGCCCGACUCAUUGGAUUGCUCAAAGCUGCCAACCAACAACGACCCGAACGCAUUGUGCAUCGAAGCUCCCGAAAAUGACACUCAACCUGAGACUAAGAAAGGUGAGGGAAUGCUGCCAGUUCUUCCGAGGUCCAGGGAACCCACAGCAGGGAGUGGACGUACUUCAAGCGGCUUGCGGUCCUGUGAUAACCCGGAGAAGUUCCAGUACGUGGACAAGAGCGAGUCAUGCGCCCCCCGUUGUACUCCUACAGUGGAUGUCUACUGGUCUAGGCAAGAUAAGGACUUUGCAUUCAUUUGGAUGGUGGUGUGGUCAACGCUUUGCUUUGUUUCUACAGCAUUCACAGUUCUUACCUUCCUCCUCGACCCGCAGCGCUUCCAGUACCCUGAACGUCCCAUCAUCUUCCUCUCCAUGUGUUACAAUGUCUACUCUGUGGCCUUCAUCAUCCGCUCGGUGGCUGGGGCUGAGAAUAUCGCUUGCGAUCGGGAAAACGGAGAGCUCUACAUUAUCCGAGAGGGUUUGGAGAGCACAGGUUGCACCAUAGUCUUCCUCAUCCUCUAUUACUUUGGCAUGGCCAGCUCCAUUUGGUGGGUCAUCCUCACCCUCACUUGGUUUCUUGCAGCGGGACGAAAAUGGGGCCACGAGGCUAUUGAGGCACACAGUAGCUACUUCCAUAUGGCCGCCUGGGGUAUUCCUGCGGUAAAGACCAUAGUCAUCCUCACUAUGAGGAAGGUGGCUGGGGAUGAGUUGACGGGAUUGUGUUAUGUGGGCAGCAUGGACAGUAAUGCUCUCACUGGAUUUGUCUUGAUCCCUCUAUCCUGUUAUCUCAUUGUUGGGACUUCUUUCAUCCUCACGGGGUUCGUAGCGCUCUUUCACAUCCGCAAAAUCAUGAAAACCGGUGGCACCAACACAGAAAAACUGGAGAAGCUCAUGGUUAAGAUUGGAGUCUUUUCCAUUCUCUACACGGUGCCUGCUACUAUUGUCAUCAUAUGCUAUUUCUAUGAAAGGCUCAAUAUGGAAUACUGGAAGUUCAAAGCUCUGGAAAACAAGUGCGUGUCCUUUCCUGGUCGUAGGAGUGCGGACUGCACCUUGGACCUGUCAGUUCCCACAGUGGCUGUGUUCAUGCUGAAAAUUUUCAUGUCAUUAGUGGUGGGCAUCACUAGUGGGGUUUGGGUAUGGAGUUCAAAGACACUUCAGACCUGGCAGGGGUUGUGCAACAGGAGAUUGGCCGUGCAAAUGAACCGCAAGCCCUGCUCCGGUGUCAGCUGCAGCAGCUCCCACUGUCAUUACAAAGCACCGGCUGUGACACUUCACAUGAAUAAAACAGACAUGUACACAGACAGUCCCACACAUGUUUGAGACUAAAGGCCUCUUCUCUGGAGCCAUGCACAGACUUUUGAGGCUCAUAUCAGGAUGAAGUGCUCAGUUUCGAGUAAAGUCACAACAGUUUUAAGGGGUGGCAUUUAUAAGCUAUUCCUUGACACAGAGGUCACUUCAUUAAAAGUGAAGGUUUGUGUAAAUGCAGCAAAUUGCAGAAUGCUUUAUUUAUUGUGGAAAUUUAAGUUGUAUAGUUUUAUACUGUAUGUGCUAUACUGUAUAUAAAGAAGAGUUUUAAAUAAUUUUACAGUAUGUUAUUUUUUUCUCAA
Carassius auratus (goldfish) is the source of this 2530-nucleotide messenger RNA. Its product is annotated as frizzled-9. Lineage: Eukaryota; Metazoa; Chordata; Actinopteri; Cypriniformes; Cyprinidae. Gene Ontology annotation, biological process: non-canonical Wnt signaling pathway; canonical Wnt signaling pathway. The coding region runs from base 498 to 2243 and encodes 581 amino acids. Gene Ontology annotation, molecular function: Wnt-protein binding; transmembrane signaling receptor activity. Gene Ontology annotation, cellular component: membrane. The record is from RefSeq and is a predicted model, not a curated record. The transcript has a single exon.